AUGGCCUCCCUUCGAGCGCGGAAUGUGGCGUUCGACCUCCAAGACACGCAUGCCUCCGGUUCUGCUGCCGCGGCGCCCCAUGCGGCGCCCAAGUCCGUGCUGAAGCAAAAGCAAAAUGCCACGCUACCGCCUCCCGCCCGAUACCGGCAUCCGGAUCCGUUGCUUCGGCGGCUGCGCAUGAUAGAUGGACAUGGCCAGGGUGUGGACCUCAAGCAAGCAUUUCGCGACACCAAGCUAGUCGUAUUCUACUUCGGGAGCCAUUGGAACGCGACCGAUGGCAGAGGAUGCCAACAGCUUGUAUCGAACCUGUGCCGACAAUACCCCCACGAGGUCAAAGUUGUGUAUGUCAGCGUCGAUACCGACGCUCGGCACUAUAAGGCUGCGACGCGCAAUCGGCCAUGGCUCUCGCUCGAGUGGCAUGAUGGAUCCUCGAUCGACCCGGACAAAGAAGAGGAGGAAGAAGACGCCUUGCCCGAGCAGUUCCUCCUCGCUGACGAUGCCGAUCCGGACGACUCUGUCGUGCAGUCCGAUGCCGCAGGCACGUCGUACGUCCGUCCUUUUAGUCGCGUGCACAUGGCGUACAAGUUUGACGUGCUGAUGACUCCGACGCUAGUCGUGUAUCACGUCCCCACCCGGCGCAUCCUCGACAAAAACGUGCGGCUCCAGCGCCUGCGCUCCGAGCGCUUGCACCAGAGUGUCUCGGUAUGGCUGCGCGGCGAAACGUCGCCGCCGAUCAACUGGAUCGACGUCAUGUACAUGACGCCCUGGACCUUUAUCUCAGCGGCCCUCCUACUUCUCUACCUGGGCCUCCGUCUCGUCCUGGGCAACCAAAUCAGCCUCUCACAUAUAUGGAAACAGUUCACGUAG
Molecule: messenger RNA, 867 nt
Organism: Malassezia restricta
Lineage: Eukaryota; Fungi; Basidiomycota; Malasseziomycetes; Malasseziales; Malasseziaceae
Exons: 1
Coding region: 1-867 (288 amino acids)
Source: RefSeq, a predicted model, not a curated record